Rotaria sp. Silwood2 is the source of this 807-nucleotide messenger RNA. The record is from the annotation of a GenBank genome assembly. Lineage: Eukaryota; Metazoa; Rotifera; Eurotatoria; Philodinida; Philodinidae.
AUGUCAGAUUUAAUGCAAACUAUAAAAAAUGAUUUAUUUAUAACUCUACCAGAAAAUGGAGAUGUACGAGUCAACAAUUGGCCUUUAAUGAAAAGCGUUGUUCCAACAGUUGUUAUUAUCAUUGCCUAUGUACUUUUUAUUAUUUUUGGACAAAGAUGGAUGAAAAAUAAAAGACCUUUUGAAUUACGUGAAUUUAUGUUUAUUUACAAUGUUGUACAGGUUAUUUUUUGUACUUAUAUAACAUAUCAAGCAACUUAUGUAUGGAUCAAAGAAAGAUAUAGCUUUCUUUGUCAACCUAUUGAUUUUUCGGAGAGUCCUACUGCUAUGAUAGCCUGUAAAGCAUGUUGGUGGUUUUAUAUUAUGAAAUUAAUCGAUCUGAUUGAUACAAUUCUAUUUGUACUAAGAAAGAAAGAUGGUCAAAUAACAUUUUUACAUGUUUAUCAUCAUAUUACAAUGACAUUUUGUGGAUGGAGUGGUUCUAAAUAUGUGGGCGGCGGUCAAUCUCUUUUUGUUAUAAUUAUCAACUCGUUCAUUCAUGUUCUUAUGUAUGGCUAUUAUGGAUUAAGUGCUUGUGGACCUAAAAUUCAAAAAUUUCUUUGGUGGAAACAUUAUAUAACACAAGCUCAAAUGCUUCAAUUUGUUGCUAUUAUUAUUCAUUCGAUCAUUAAUUUACAACAACAAUGUAACUUUCCAAAAAUCUUUGAUGUAGCAUUUUUAAUUUAUGGAAUAACAAUUCUUAUGCUUUUUUCGAAUUUUUAUUUACAAAAUUAUAUACUAAAGAAAAAACGACGUGGAAAAGAAUUAUAG